Apis laboriosa (Himalayan honeybee) is the source of this 1398-nucleotide messenger RNA. RefSeq lists its product as uncharacterized. Lineage: Eukaryota; Metazoa; Arthropoda; Insecta; Hymenoptera; Apidae. The record is from RefSeq and is a predicted model, not a curated record. The transcript is spliced from 4 exons. Bases 681 to 1106 code for a protein of 141 amino acids.
GCAAUUUAAUCGUCGUGAAUUAAGCACCAGGGAACGUAAUUACGCGUAGAACAAAGCACUGGCCCCGCGGUCCGCGCUGCAAAGUAAAUACGGAAAUAUAAUGGUACAAAUUUGUCGCGAGUGCACGGCUGCAUCCGUUAUCGGCGGCCAUUGCGAGGGCCCGCUAGCUGCGACUACAGGUGGGGGCUCACGAGUGCAAUUUAAAAGUCCAUUUGUUUCUGGAUAACGUCAGGAAACGCCGACGCCACUAGUACACGCAUUUCAUCCGAAAAAUAUUGUACAUGAAAGUGGUAUAUACCGGGUAAUACGUAAUGGUUGUGCGCUGGUUCCGUGGACGAUGAGUUAAAAAUGAAGGAGUUAGGGUGAAAAAAGAAGGCGAGAUGAAUUUAGUGAUAGAUUGGAAGCACGCUUUAGUUAAAGACUUCUUUCUGGGAAUUCCAAUAAACGAAUAUGAGAGGAAAAAUGAUAAACGAAAAAAUUUGUCGAAUGAAGAUAAUAAUUACCAACUAUAAAAUAGUAAUACGAUUGCCACAUAUAUAGAUAUUAUUUAUUUGGCAAACGGAUUUGAAAUUCCCACCAAAGUAAACGUGACGCAAAAUUGCAUAGCAAGACAUAUGAAUCAAAGUGGGGGAGAAAGCGAGGCCCAGUAUAAAACAAACUUUAUUUAGUCAAGGACGAGAAUGUCAGGAUGGACAAAGAAACCUGGAGAUAUCUAUCUAUUAAGAGGAUAUCAACAGUCUACUUCGCAAAAUGAUAAAAAACAAGAGGAUGGAAUAACAUCUGAAAUUAGAUCAUCUUUGGAGGAUUCUAAUGCCACGAUACAAUUUACCAAUAAUCCUUAUAUGCAACAACCACCGUAUAAUCCAUUUUACAAAUCAAACGAGAAAGUCAUUGACGAAAUAAAACUUAUUGAGGAAGAUGUUACAAAAAGAAUUAAACGAAAUACAAAGUGCACACUAGGUAAUUGCAUAACGUGUUGUAUCUUCUUCGUUAUUGCAAUUAUCAUCAUAUUGGUCUUUCUUUUAUAUUUUGUCACAAAAAAUCCAAAAAUUGCGCAAAUUUUAUGUAACUUAGCAAAUAAGACUAACAAUUUGCAGGAAAAUUAAGAGAGAUCUUGACGCAAACAAUAUCUAAUCCAGAUAUUAUUAAAAAAUUGAUUAACUAUAUCAACAAACUUAACAUUUGGUUAUCAAAUGAAUAUAUCAAAUAGAAUAUAAUUAUUUGAAAAUAUAUUGUAGUUAAUAAUAUUAUAUUAUAAAUAUUUAUAGUAUUCUUUUUAAUUAAUAUAUUUUAUCUAGUACGUCAAAAUGAAUCUGAAAUUUUGUCUUCUCAGAAUAAAUAAAUAAAAAUGUUCUUAAAUUUUUUAAAUUAUUUUUUAAAUUUUCUUAUUUUGUAUAA